Larimichthys crocea (large yellow croaker) is the source of this 1269-nucleotide messenger RNA. It is a transcript of the gene ca8, whose product is annotated as carbonic anhydrase VIII. Bases 359 to 1204 code for a protein of 281 amino acids. Lineage: Eukaryota; Metazoa; Chordata; Actinopteri; Sciaenidae. Gene Ontology annotation, molecular function: zinc ion binding; carbonate dehydratase activity. The transcript is spliced from 8 exons. The record is from RefSeq and is a predicted model, not a curated record.
GAAGAGGAGGAGCAACAGUAAGAAAAGAGAAAUACAGAGAGGCAGAGAGAUCCACACACAUCAGUUAGCAGCUGUGAGAAGACAUAAGAGAGAAAGAGAGAGAAAGACGGAGAGAAUAGAAACAGGCAGGAAGAUAGAAAGACAAGAAGAACCUAAAGAAAAGAAAAAAGAACAAAAACUUUAAGAAGAAAGAGAAGCUGAGGGAGUUGUUGUUGAUUGUCGGCUGGGAGUCAGUCCAACAGACUGCAGAGAGACUUCAGUUUGUUUGACUGAAGUCCAACAUACAAAACCAGUGUGACUGGGAGUCUACUGGGAGGACAGACUGGUUUCCACCACAGUGAGCUGACUGACAAAUACCAUGGCUGACAACAUCAACGAGGAGUCGGAUUAUAACCCGGGGAAAGAUGAGCUGGACUGGGGCUAUGAGGAAGGUGUAGAAUGGGGACUCCAUUUCCCAGCAGCCAACGGGGAGUACCAGUCUCCCAUUAACUUAAACUCCAGGGAGGCUCAGUACGACCCGUCCCUCCUGGAUGUCGGCUUAUCACCAAACUACGUGGUGUGUCGAGACUGCGAGGUCAUCAACGAUGGACACACUGUCCGCAUAAUCCUCAAGUCCAAGUCAGUGGUUACCGGGGGCCCGUUGCCUAGUGAUCACGAGUACGAGCUUCAUGAGGUUCGAUUCCACUGGGGCAAAGAGAACCAGAGGGGAUCAGAGCACACCGUCAACUUCAAGGCUUUCCCUAUGGAGCUCCAUCUGAUUCACUGGAACAGCACACUGUUCAACACUUUGGAGGACGCUCUCGGGAAGAGGAAUGGAGUCCUCAUCAUAGCUCUUUUUGUGCAGAUCGGGAAGGAGCAUCUGGGUCUAAAGGCCAUCACUGAAGUUCUACAGGACCUGCAGUACAAGGGGAAGAACAAGAUAAUCCCUUGCUUCAACCCCAACACUCUGUUACCUGAUCCUUUACUGAGAGACUACUGGGUGUAUGAAGGAUCUCUGACCACGCCACCUUGUAGUGAAAGUGUGACCUGGAUCCUGUACCGCUACCCUCUCACCAUCUCACAGUUACAGAUUGAAGAGUUUCGUAGGCUGAGGUCACAUGUGAAAGGAGCGGAGCUGCUAGAAGGGAAUGAUGGGUUGUUGGGGGACAACUUCCGUCCCACCCAGCCGCUCAGUGACCGGACUGUUCGGGCCGCCUUCCAGUGACUCUCACUUCCACUGCCAACUCAGAAAAACUAUGGGACCUACAGAUACAAGUACAGAAGGUAAGA